This is a messenger RNA of Gamsiella multidivaricata, 554 nucleotides long. RefSeq lists its product as uncharacterized. Bases 79 to 474 code for a protein of 131 amino acids. The record is from RefSeq and is a predicted model, not a curated record. The transcript is spliced from 3 exons. Gene Ontology annotation, molecular function: nucleic acid binding; zinc ion binding. Lineage: Eukaryota; Fungi; Mortierellomycota; Mortierellomycetes; Mortierellales; Mortierellaceae.
AACAUCUUUCUCCUCCUCUCCAUCUUUCAUUCCACUUACCAACGCCAACACUCAUCGACAGACAUACAGUAAAUAACAAUGGGACGACUUCGCCGCUCAAGAGUUCACAAGGGUAUCCGCGAUAUCCAGCGCAAAUACCGAACAAAGCGCUACAUGCGUGAUAUCGACCAGAUCCAUGAUGAUAUCCAGCCCGAGAAUGUCGCUAAAUUCGAGAAGCCCGAGCUGGACCCUGAACUUCCUGGUCUGGGUCAAUUCUACUGCAUCCCCUGCGCUAAGCACCACAUUAACAAGGAGUCGCUGCAGGAACAUCAAAAGGGGAAGAUCCACAAGAAGAGGGUCAAGCUGUUGAAGGAGGAGCCUUACUCUCAGGCCGAGGCGGACGCCGCCGCAGGACUUCAAAGAGCUGAUACUAAAGUCAAGAAGACCAAUACUGAAGCUAUGGAUGUGGCCGAAAUCAACGCCCCGGUCGCAUAAAUUUUUGUCUUCACAUUCACUUCUAAGGCUGUAUCAAAGUAUCUCAGCGCUACCAAUUUCAUUACUUUUUUCAAGCAUAG